Aspergillus welwitschiae is the source of this 2441-nucleotide messenger RNA. Its product is annotated as alpha/beta-hydrolase. NCBI's taxonomy places the organism in Eukaryota, Fungi, Ascomycota, Eurotiomycetes, Eurotiales, Aspergillaceae. Gene Ontology annotation, biological process: proteolysis. Gene Ontology annotation, molecular function: serine-type peptidase activity. The transcript is spliced from 3 exons. Bases 93 to 2090 code for a protein of 665 amino acids. The record is from RefSeq and is a predicted model, not a curated record.
CCGGCCACGUCCAUCUUUCUUUUUACGCCCUCCAAAAAUAUUUUAUCCAUUCACUUACUUUCUAACACACUCCCAAUUUUCAAGUCAACCAAAUGGCUACCCCCGCAGAAGCUCAGACAGCUCCCUUCGGCACUUGGGACAGUCCCAUCACAGCCGCAACCCUGACGUCCAAAGGCAUCAGUUUCUCCGGCAUCGCGGCCACGGCGGAUGGUACCAUCUACGUGAAUGAAGGCCGCCCUGCCGAAGAAGGUCGCAAUUGUAUCGUCGAAUGGCGCAACAACCAGCCCCGUGACGUUUUACCAGCUGCCUACAGUGCCCGCACAGCCGUCCACGGCUACGGCGGCGCGGCGUUCAACAUCACGUCAGACGGAAAGGUGAUCUUCGCAGACUGGAAAACUCACGGUGUGUAUAUCCUUGAUCCUGCCACUUGUGAUGUAACAGCAGCCGUCGAGCCAGACGAAAAGAUCUGGUACGCUGCGUUCAAUUCCCACCCCAAGAGACCAGAAUUGGUGUUUGCUAUCAGGGAGGAUCACCACGGCAAGGAGGUGGUCAAUGAGCUUGUUGUAAUCAAUACCGGGAAUAAGAAGGUGGAGGUUGCAGCGACGGGAGCGGACUUUUACUCGCAUCCCACGUUCAGCCCUGCUGGUGAUAGAGUGUCUUGGAUCCAGUGGAACCAUCCCGAGAUGCCGUGGACGGGAACUGAGUUGUUUUCCGCGCCGUGGAAGGAUGAGAAGGUUGGAACCCCUGUGAAAUUGGCAGGGAAUGGCGAUGAAGAAAGUAUCUUGCAACCGAGAUGGGGACCAGACGGAACCUUGUUCUUUGUGUCGGAUCGCACUGGAUAUUGGCAGUUUUAUCGCUGGAGCCCGGAAGGAAGUGAUGAGCCCCGUGCUAUCGUUAUUGAAGGCCUGGAGAAGGGCGAGUUCGCUCACCCAGAAUGGCUCCUGGGAUCUUGCACAUAUGUUCUUCCAAACGCCAACACAAUUGUUGCAGCCUGGACGCAGAACGCAACGGAGCGUCUCGUCAUCAUUGACCUCGAGAAAAACACCUAUACCUUCCCCGCCCACAUCGCAUCGCUCACUGGCAUCCAACACAGCGCCGUGGCCCUGACAUCUCCCACCAGCAUUGCCGUCAUUGCCAGCACUCCCACUGCUCCCAGCACUGUCUACCACAUCUCUCUCACCAACAACGAUGCCUCCGCGCCAACCGUCCUCCGCUCCUCCACCUCAGUCACCAUCUCCGACAGUUACUUUUCUCGUGCCCAACACAUCUCAUUCCCGCGCACCAUCUCCACCCACCCUAAUACUCUCUCCCACGCAUUUUUCCUCCCUCCUACGAAUCCUAAGUACAGCAGUGCCCCAGGCGAGCUUCCCCCGCUCAUCAUUACCAUUCACGGCGGGCCCACCAUCCACACCGACCCCGGCCUUAGCAUGAUGUGGCAGUACUACACCACACGAGGAUAUGCCGUUGCCCUGCUCAACUACGCCGGCUCCUCUGGCUAUGGACGCGCCUACCGCAAGCUUCUUAAUGGAAGUUGGGGUGUGCUCGACGUGCACGACGCCGCAGACUGUGCCCGCUACCUGAUCUCCGAAGGCAAGGUGCACCCGUCCCGCAUUGGCAUUACUGGCGUUAGUUCCGGUGGAUAUGCCACUCUCCAGGCGAUCUGCAUGUUCCCGACUCUCUUCACCGGUGCGGUCAGCGUCUCUGGCAUUAGUGACGUCGAAGCUCUCGUGGCCGAAACACACAAGUUCGAGAGUCACUAUGCCUUCCGCCUACUAUUCGAUGAUAAGGUGCCCGAGACUGAAGAAGAGAAGCGGAAGGUGUAUCGCGAGCGGAGCCCCAGGUUCCAUGCAGACAAAAUCAAGGCCAAGCUGCUGUUGUUGCAGGGCACGGACGAUGAGAUUGUGCCGUUGAACCAAGCGCAGGCGAUGGCUGAUGAUGUCCAGCGCAGCGGCGGGGUGGCCAAGUUGGUGAUCUUUGAGGGCGAGGGACAUGGGUACCCGCGGAAGGCGGAGAAUGGCUUGCAGGCUAAGGAGGUGGAAGAGGGCUGGUGGAAGGAGAACUUGGCCGAGGUCAAGGGGGAACGAGUGUGAUAUCAUGACUUGAUGCAACAGAGUAUCAAGCACAGGGGACCAUCCAGUGAAAGAGAUGUAAGCUAGGCACAUCUACGUUCUAGAAUAUAGAGUGUCGUGAUCUCAUCCAUCACUACAACCAAACACUCGUGCACAGAUACUGAAGUUCUUCGUGACCCCCAAGCUCGUGAGACAGGCCAGUAAACCCAACAAACUAGUCACCGAACACUCCUAGAGAUCAAUCAAUCAUUAUGCCUCGCCCACUAACCCGAUAGAACAAAGCUACCGUAGAUGGUCGGUUUUCAAUAUACUCCACACCUAUUCGUCCAUAAACACACCAGGGACUAACCCCCUAGAAUAUACAAAUUUGAC